ACACUUGAUCCUCACGACAGCCUGGUGAGGUAGGUCGGUCAGACUGUGAAGGAAAGGAAAGAAAGUGGCCCCGGGUGAGUCAGUGGGUGCUUGGCAUGAGCUGAGACAGGUUCUCAGAAUCCCAGGUGCAAAAGGAGAGCCAAAGGGAACCUCUCUAGGAAGCAGUACACCUGUGCUCCUUUGCUUUCUGUUCUUAAUGACCCAUUAAAGGUAUCACCUGUCCCUGUAUUUUUAAGAGUAGAACCUCCUCCUAAACUGAAUGGGGCUUGUUUCUCCAUAAAAUUCACAAAACCCAGGCUAUAGCUUGAACGUUUGUCACGCAUGAGACACACUGGGCAUAUGCCAGGUUCGGUGGUCUUGCCUCUUGAAAGGUUCUCAUGACGUAUGGCUGAAGAAGGCUUCUGCCCCCAAGGGAGUAACUUCUUCACGAGAUCAGAGCUUUCCUUUAGGAAUUUCAUUCAAAUGCGGUCCAUCAGAAGACUGUCUGCAUGCUAUUGGAAGAACAACAGGUUUUCCCAGAGGUUCCAAAGUAAUGGGCGACCAACUGCUCCCUUGGGGUCUCGAUUUUUGCUGGACCCAGAUAAAGUUUUUGACCAUAACAUGUGGGACCACAUCCAAUGGUCUCAGGAAGAUGAAGAAAGAGCUGCAGAAAAAGCCAUAGAAAAUUCACUUGUCAGAAUCCAGCCAGAGUUACAAGACAAGUACGAGAGAGAAGCCAGUAAACAUUGGAAUGAAUUUUACAAGACCCAUCAAAACAACUUUUUCAAAGAUCGCAACUGGUUGUUCAUGGAAUUUCCCGAAAUUCUGCCAGAAGAAGAGCGUGAGCACUGUAUGAAAAUAGACACAAGGUUAUGUGAAGAUGACCAUCUUUGUGAAAAUAAUCCUGCUGUAAAAACUUCUUCUGUCCAUAAUUUUGGCUCGUGCAGUGAUGACUCUGCUGUGAAUCUUCAGAGUGUGAAGCAGUCUGGAAAAGAAUUUCCUGGCAGUGAUGCAACUUACAGAAUAUUAGAGGUUGGUUGUGGAGCUGGAAAUAGUGUCUUUCCUAUUUUGAGAGCUCUGUGCAAUAUUCCUAGAGUCUUUUUGUACUGCUGUGAUUUUGCUUCAAAAGCCAUGGAGCUGGUCAAGUCACACCCGUUUUUCGAUCCCUCCCGGUGUUUGGCCUUCGUUCAUGAUGUGUGUGAUGAUACCUCUCCCUACCCCUUUCCAGAGGAAAGCCUGGACAUUAUUCUCCUCAUCUUUGUCUUGGCUUCUGUUCAUCCUGACAGGACCCAAGGAAUUAUAAAUAGGCUGGCCAGAUUGUUGAAACCUGGAGGGAUGAUACUGUUCAGAGACCGUGGAAGAUACGAUGUUACUCAGCUACGUUUUAAAAAAGGCUUCUGCCUGUCAGAGAACUUCUACAUGAGAAGAGAUGGCACCAGAGUUUAUUUUUUCACAAAAGAUGAAGUUCAUAACUUGUUCUCAUCUGCUGGCUUAAUUGAAGUACAGAAUGAGAUGGUUCGACGUCUGCAAGUAAACAGGAAGAAAAGGGUGAAGAUACAUCGUGUCUGGAUACAGAGCAAGUUCCAGAAACCUCUGUAGUUGACUCGGAGCAAGCUAGAAUAUGCUCUGCAUAAUCACAGUUCUUAGUCCAAAAAUUCAUUCUUCCUACCAAUUCUGUGCAAAUGAUUGAAAAGUCAGGAUGACUUUUAAACAGAAACCUCUCUCACACACACACUCCGUUUCUGACUUUUGAUCAUACGGUAGUGUAAACUGACCAAAUAAAGGAGGAAAAAUGUGGCUCCCUCUGCAUACCCAUCAGAGGGUGUUUUUUUUUAAAAAAAACCUUUUUAACAGCAGAUCUGGGACGACAUCGCAGUCCGAAUAAGGGUGAGGGCAGUUACAAUAAAACUGGUGCUACGAAUGAUAGAAAGACUGGAAGAAGUGCCUCUUCCCAAAUCAGCUAAUUCCUUCUUUGAGUUUUUGAUGAAGCCCUCCUUCAGGGGCCUCCGUUUUUUGAAGGUAGUAGCAUUUUUGUGUUGGAUCUGAAGAUCGUUACAGUGGUGCCUCCUCUAGAACAUUAUCUACAAAGAGGCCUGCCUGGAUCCGGUGUUGCAACCCUUUUGGUGCUAGGCAAAAAAAAAAAAAAA
Pogona vitticeps (central bearded dragon) is the source of this 2126-nucleotide messenger RNA. Lineage: Eukaryota; Metazoa; Chordata; Lepidosauria; Squamata; Agamidae. The record is from RefSeq and is a predicted model, not a curated record.